AAUCAACACAGAUUGACCGUCCAGUGGGGGUCAUCUUUCAUUUUCUCUUUCAGUCUCUCUCAGAUUUUCCAGUGUUUACACCCCGUUGCAUGGUAAACCACCAACCGGAUCGAUCGAUUUACCCCUGAGCCGAGCCGGAUAUCUUAAUCACCAACAAUACGACCGUUGUCGACAACAGUCUAGCCCUCUUUCAUUCAACAACAAGCUUUUGUUAUAGUAGCACCAACACCACAAGACAUCGCCAUGGCGACAACGCAAGCAGCGCCCACGGCGGCUGGGGCGCCACAACCGCCCAAGGAAAAGAUCCCCGAAGGAGGAGAGACACAACAGGACUACAAGCUCGUCACAUUUGCGGAAGGAGACCCUGGAAACCCAAAAAACUGGUCGAAAGGGUACAAGUGGUACUGUACCAUGGUGGUCGCCAUCACCUGUUUCGUCGUCGCCUUUUGUUCCUCCGUCAUCACUGCCGAUGUCGACAGUGUAGCUCACGAGUUCGGCAUCAGCCACGAGGCUGCUCUCCUCCCUAUUACCGUCUUCGUCGUUGGUUUCGGUGUUGGUCCGAUGGUUUUCGCUCCGCUUUCCGAAGUCUAUGGAAGACAGAUCAUCUAUGGCACAACGCUUCUCCUCGCCGUCGUCUUUAUCAUUCCUUGCGCCGUUUCCAAGAAUAUCGGCACACUCAUUGUCUGUCGCUUAAUCGACGGUAUUGCCUUUUCCGCGCCCAUGACCCUGGUCGGUGGUACUCUUGCCGAUUUGUGGAGGAAUGAGGAGCGUGGUGUGCCCAUGGCUGCCUUCUCUGCUGCUCCUUUCAUUGGUCCUGCUAUUGGUCCUCUCGUCGGUGGUUGGCUCUGUCUCGCUGGCUGGCGCUGGCUCUACUGGAUCCAGCUCAUCCUGGCCUUCGUCGUCUGGGUCCUCAUUUCCUUUACCGUCAAGGAAACCUACGCCCCCACUAUCCUCGGACGCCGGGCCGCGAAACUCCGCAAACAGACAGGUGACAACUCGUACGUGUCCGAGGGCGAUCUGGACCAGCGUCCCUUCUCGGAGCGCAUGAGCGUCUUCCUGAUUCGGCCCUUCCAGCUCUUGUUCCGCGAGCUCAUCGUGCUACUCAUCUCGCUCUACAUGUCCGUCCUCUACGGCCUGCUGUACAUGUUCUUCGUCGCCUACCCCGUCGUCUUUGAGGGAGGCAAGGGCUACUCGCACGGCCAGACGGGCCUUAUGUUUAUCCCGCUCGCCGUCGGCGUCAUCUGCUCUGCGCUUUGCGCCCCCUUGGUUAACAAGCACUACCUCAAGCAAGUCCAGAAAUACAACGGCAAGCCCCCCGCCGAGAUUCGUCUGAUCCCCAUGAUGGUCUCGUGCUGGUUCAUCCCCAUCGGCCUCUUCAUCUUCGCCUGGACCUCGUACCCGCGCCUGAUCUGGGUCGGCCCCUGCCUCGCCGGCUUCCCCAUUGGGUUUGGUUUCAUCUUCCUCUACAACUCGGCCAACAACUACCUCGUCGACUCGUACCAGCACCAGGCUGCCUCGGCGCUUGCCGCCAAGACCUUUAUUCGUUCCUUCUGGGGUGCCGGCACCGUCUUGUUCACGGAGCAAAUGUACCACCGCAUGGGCGACCAGUGGGCCUCGACCUUCUUGGCCUUUUUGGGUUUGCUGUGCUGUCUAAUCCCCUUUGGUUUCUGGAAGUUUGGUGCUCGCAUCCGCCAGAGAUCCAAGUACGCUUUUGGCGGCGAUGACGUGGAUGGCUCGCAAACUUCGGAUAUUGAGAACCAGAAAGACGUUGUCGAUCCGAAUGCGCCGCUUGUUCGUGAUUCGUUGGCGUUGGAGAGGGCGAGGUCUUAUGUUAGCAACCCUUAAGCGGUCUGUCUACCUACCUAAGCAACGGUUCAAUCGUUUUUUACACAAAUGGAUCGGUCUUUAUGAGGGAUUGAUCCGAAUCACUCGCUUCGCUACAUGAAGUAGCAAUUGCGCAAUACCAACGCAGAGUGAAGGAGACAAGAAAGAAAAAAGGAGGACCAAUCCAUCUUCUCCUUCACGGUCAAGUCGCCAAAAAAGAUCCUCUCCAUUUCAAAAAUCAGGGGUUGUUUUACCACACACAAUCAUAGAGGUACAUAGAGGUACACAUACACAACCAUCACCAUCAACAUCCACGGCGUCAUCCGCGAUCAGAUAUCCCCCUUGUUUUUCGGCGUUUACUGCGAGGAGUCAAAACUUUGUUGGGUGUUGAAGCAGAAGAAGAAGCAUGCAUGAUUUUAUGGGUUUAUGUUUUUUUGUUUACUUGGUAAUGUGUUUCAGUUGUUUACGGGAUACUUGAUGUUGGACGAGCCAUGGGACUGAAGUUGAUGUAGAUUUCUUUGUUUUUUUCUUCGUUUUGUUUUAAGAGAUUCCCCCAAUAUUUUAUACCCUACACUGGUAGUCAAUAAUAGAAGAGAGCAUACAUCUACA
Molecule: messenger RNA, 2433 nt
Organism: Neurospora tetrasperma FGSC 2508
Lineage: Eukaryota; Fungi; Ascomycota; Sordariomycetes; Sordariales; Sordariaceae
Exons: 3
Coding region: 244-1845 (533 amino acids)
Biological process (GO): transmembrane transport
Molecular function (GO): transmembrane transporter activity
Source: RefSeq, a predicted model, not a curated record